UUUUCUUAUAAAGUUUUUUCUUUUAGUUCAGAUAAGCAGAACACUCUGGGUUUACUCUCAUCCAUGGCUAUCUCCAUCAACUCGUUUACUCUCUCUUCCGCUUUACCUAAGAUGGAGUUAAGAGGUGGAAAUUCGGGACUCUGGAUUAGCUCGCAGAUGAUGCCUCAAAUGAAAAAGGAGGGUCGUGGACGACGAGUGUGGAGACGAAGAAAAUUGAUAAAGAAGGAUGAGUAUAUGGAACCCAAAAUGGAGCGCGUUCCUUUCCUGGAGGAGCAGGUGAGAAAGAUUAGGGAACAGGGAAAGCUGUUGACGUUGGACAUAGAGAGGUUAAUGUUAUCAGAAGACAAUCGUUUCGAAUUUGUGAACGAGAUAGCAGCUGAGGCCAAUGAAUACGUUGAGAACAACAGGGAUGAGUAUGGAGGUGAGAAGAAAGCCAUUCUUCAUGUUUUGAGCAACCGAAUGAACGAUGCUGGAAUUUACAGGCCAGAGGCAUAUUAUGAGCCUGAUCAUUUUCAGCCUGGACCCCAUUAUUUGAGGGAAGAAUUUACUUGAGCGCCAAAGAAGUGUUGUGCUGCUAUCUUAAACUAGGGACAAUAAUUUACAUAUUUUCUUCACUUAGCUUAAGCUAUUUCCUUCUACACUAGCUACUGUGUCUAUGCAAAUCAGAGCCACAUUCAAACCGAAAUAAAAUAGCAUCACAGGGUAUUUUUCUACUCA
Molecule: messenger RNA, 717 nt
Organism: Vigna angularis (adzuki bean)
Lineage: Eukaryota; Viridiplantae; Streptophyta; Magnoliopsida; Fabales; Fabaceae
Product: protein PLASTID TRANSCRIPTIONALLY ACTIVE 7
Exons: 4
Coding region: 64-552 (162 amino acids)
Biological process (GO): plastid transcription
Cellular component (GO): plastid-encoded plastid RNA polymerase complex
Source: RefSeq, a predicted model, not a curated record